AUGCCUCCCAAAGCUCUCGCAGGUUCAAUGGCAAGAGCCGCAGCGCCGGGCAGCAAAUGCAAGAAACGCCGAGUCAAGUGCGACUGCAUCGGUCCCGUCUGCGCCAACUGCCGCCGACGCCAGGAACAAUGCAGCUAUCUUGGCCUGCUGGCGACGAACAUGAGCGACCUGACGACGGGCCUGUCGAUCUCGACCCGGAAUGACGACGCCAUGGCUGUCGUGCGACACGCCGCCGCCGCCGCCGUCGAGCACGCUUCUUCACGAGAUGCCCUGAUCAACACUAUGCCGGCCGAACGAUGGAGGGCCGACGAGGCAGAGCUGAAGCAUCACUUCUUUACCCAUGCGUGGCACACCUUCUCGCUCUUGUCAGACCCUACAAAAUGCGAUGUUUGGUCUAGGUGGAUCCCGCAGCUCGCCACGCGACACAUAUUCAUCCAACAAAUCAUGCUGUCGUUGUCAGCGUUACACAUUUGCUACCUCCAGCCUCCAGAUCCCAAACGAUACUACGCCCUCACCUAUCAAUACUCCAUACAAGCUAGCAACUGUUUUCGGCUCGCCAUUCGAGAAAUGAACGAGGAGAACUGGGUGCUUCUGGUCAUGUUCUCCAUGUGUAACGGUAUCUUCGACUACUACCGACCCUUCCUCGACGAGAACGUCAUGUCCAUACCCUACCAGCCCAACCCAGCCGACACGUUGUCGCUCAUGCGCGUUGGCGGACAGUUCGGCGUGUCCAUCGCCGAAUAUAUGAAGAACAGCCCCUUGCGCGACAAGAUUCAGCAGGCCGACGCCGACGCCUGGGCCCAAGACCCAGACGACCUCGCGCCCGCGACGCUUGACAAAAUCACAAAGCUCGAGACCUGGCUGCGACCUGGCCCGAGCGACAGCGACCGCGAGGUCCUUGAAGCCGCCGCUGCUACGAAGGCCCUCGCCGCGCUGUCGUCCUGGGUCAAGACGCUGCCUGGUGGCAAGCCGCGCAUGUUCUGCCACAUGGUCGCCUGGCCCGUCAUGCUGCAGGAGGAGUACAUUGCGCUGUUGCGCGCUAAGAGCCCUGCCGCCCUCAUGGUCUUCAUUCUUUGGAGUGAGGUCGCUACCUACGCGCCACGCCGGUGGUACUACGCCGCCUGGUUCCAGCGCGGCCUCAGUAUCGGGCGGCGCGAGCUCGAGGCCCAGCAGCCCCUGACACAGCUGCACAGGCUGUGGAAUUCUGUCAUGGCCGCCGACGGCGACGAGUCCUUGGGCACCACCAGCGAGCACGGAAGCGCGUCCACUGUUGCGAGCACGGCAUAUCCGCCAACGCCCGUCUUCACUGGCGACGGCGACGGCGAGACAGAACCGAACUGGGGGCCUCUCAAAGAGCAGAUGGGCGACAAGCAGGCAUUGCCGCCCGGUUUUGGGGAGUUUAUCGACGCGGAGCUGGAGGUCAUGGGAUGA
Molecule: messenger RNA, 1431 nt
Organism: Verticillium alfalfae VaMs.102
Lineage: Eukaryota; Fungi; Ascomycota; Sordariomycetes; Glomerellales; Plectosphaerellaceae
Exons: 2
Coding region: 1-1431 (476 amino acids)
Biological process (GO): regulation of transcription by RNA polymerase II
Molecular function (GO): DNA-binding transcription activator activity, RNA polymerase II-specific; zinc ion binding
Source: RefSeq, a predicted model, not a curated record